Molecule: messenger RNA, 1143 nt
Organism: Clavispora lusitaniae ATCC 42720
Lineage: Eukaryota; Fungi; Ascomycota; Pichiomycetes; Serinales; Metschnikowiaceae
Product: rhomboid protease
Cellular component (GO): membrane
Molecular function (GO): serine-type endopeptidase activity
Source: RefSeq, a predicted model, not a curated record
AUGCGCUGUCGUGGUGCACGGGUGUGCUCCCGUUCAGCCCACUUCGCCGUCUUGCAAACCAAUUUUCGCCCGUUCUGCCCGGUUUUGUCCCUUCCGUCCUGGCAUUCGGAUGUCUGCUUCAAUCUCCAGUUAAAGUGUGGAAGAAGAUGCGCGCUCAAAUCUGGGGUGUGCAUACAGCGCGCCUCUACUACGCCAGCGGCUCCAUUUGAUACUCCAAUCGCCAUGUUUCUGUUAACCCGAAGCGUCCUCCGAAUUGGGCACGGCCAUGCCUUCACAUCGAACUUGAAUGUCACCAGACCGCUCCAAUCGUCGUUUUUCCCGCGUUUCCCCUCUUUGUUCCGCAACUCAAAGGCCGUUUCUCAAGUGAGAAGUUAUCGCCACUCCGACACAUGGGCCCGCUACAAUAAACACUAUGGCCGCAACAAAAUCAACUGGCGGACCUUGCGGAACCCGGCCAUCUUCACUGUUUCGUUCUGCGCCGGCACCACCUUGGCUGUGCCGUACUUGUUCCAGAUUCCGCCGUUUUCCGUGUUCAAGCGCAACCCGAAUGCGCUCGUUUUCACCUUGAUCGGGCUCAAUGUGGCCGGAUUCCUCGCAUGGAAGUCGCCUGUGGGCAGCCGCUACAUGGCACGCUACGGGCUUUUGGUCAAGGACAAUGUUGCGUCGGUGUUUUCGCUUUUGGGAUCGGCCUUUUCGCAUCAGGAAGGAAUGCAUCUUUUGUUCAACAUGCUCAUGUUGUACUCGUUCGGGUCGACUCUAUGCGGCUAUGUCGGCGCCAGCAACUUCUUGACCAUGUACUUGAACUCUGCCGUGCUUUCUUCGUUUGUGUCGCUUGCUCUCCCCAUUGUCACGAGAUCUUCGAUGCUGAUUGCCUCCUUGGGAGCCUCCGGCGCCAUUUUCAGUGUUUUUGGCGCCUUCAGCUACUUGUUCCCUAGAUCGGCCAUUGCGUUCUUUUUCCUUCCUAUCCCUGGCGGAGCUUGGUUUGCUUUUCUUGGAACCAUGGCGUUCAACGUGGCUGGUCUCUUCAUGAAGUGGGGCCGCUAUGACUACGCGGCGCAUUUGGGCGGCUGUCUUGCCGGAAUCGGCUACGGAUGGUGGUUUGACAAGAAGAGAUCCCAGCGGAGAAAAGUCUACAUGAGAUAG